Molecule: messenger RNA, 1731 nt
Organism: Laetiporus sulphureus 93-53
Lineage: Eukaryota; Fungi; Basidiomycota; Agaricomycetes; Polyporales; Laetiporaceae
Product: PLP-dependent transferase
Exons: 6
Coding region: 1-1581 (526 amino acids)
Biological process (GO): molybdopterin cofactor metabolic process
Molecular function (GO): molybdenum cofactor sulfurtransferase activity
Source: RefSeq, a predicted model, not a curated record
AUGGCUCAAGCACAGCAGCUAGCGACCGCGACAUCAACGAGAAACAAACGAAGCUUUGAUCCGCCUCCGCUCUAUGCAUACUCGACUUCCGCCAUCGACAUCCUCGAAGACUGCGCGUCGUCAGCAUACAAGGCAUUUCUCAAGGAGUACCCCGAGUACCAGCUCACAUGGAUGCUUGACGCACUCCGAAGGAGCGAUUUCUCGAGACUUGAUCGCAACGGGGAGACAUACGUCGACUACAUGGGCGGCUCUCUCUACCCUGAGAGCCUGAUCCGCGUCCACACUGGCUUCCUGCAUCGCAACAUUCUUGGAAACACGCACUCCGUUAGUAACUCGUCAAAAUUGUCCUCAGCAUGUGCAAACGAAGCACGCGAGGCUGUUCUCUCGUUCUUCCGCGCACCACCAGGAUACACCGUUGUCUUUACCGCAAAUGCCACCGGAGCUCUCAAGCUCAUUGGCGAAUCCUUCCCGUUCAGCGAGGACAGUUGCUUCGUGCUCGGAGCGGACUCGCACAACAGCGUUCAUGGCAUCCGGCAGUUUGCCUUGCAACGAGGAGCGCAGAUCUGCUACAUCGACUCGACUGACCAUGGAGGCCUCGAAGUUUCUGAAGCUAAGUCGGUCCUCUCCCGGAAUCGGCCAAAGAACAAGCACGCAUCUCCCUGUCUCUUCGCCCUCACCGGCCAAUCGAACAUCUCCAAUUCCAAAAACUCGCUCUCGCUCAUCAAAUAUGCGUCCUCGCAGGGCUACUACACAUUGCUCGACGCAGCCGCCCUCGCGCCCACGUCGGUGAUCUCACUCGCGGAGACGCCAGUGGAUGCGAUGGCGAUCAGCUUCUAUAAGAUGUUCGGAUUCCCGACAGGUGUGGGUGCGCUCGUGGUAAAGGAGGAGUUCCUCGCGCGGCUCGAGCGGCCAUGGUUCGCGGGUGGGACGGUGGACGUCGUGCAAGCACCGGGCACGAUCGUCACGAUGACGUCGGAACUGCACGAGCGAUUUGAGGAUGGGACGAUCAACUAUCUUAACCUGCCCGCAAUCACGGAUGGCCUGCGGUUCUUGUCGGCGUAUCUGCCUUUCCUGCCGCUACGGCUAUCGACGCUCAUGCACUACCUCGUCGACUCGCUCUCCGCGCUCACGCACGACACAGAGGGCACGCCUGUCGUACGCAUCCUCUCGCGAACACCGACACGGCGGCUCAAAGCCGUCGGCGAGCAGUCGGACACGGGCUCCGUCGUAUCGCUCAUCUUCCUCUUCCCAUACGGCGCGAUGAUGCCAAACACUUUCAUCGAGUACGCGGCAUCAAGCCAGAAUGUCUCCCUGCGGACAGGGUGCAUGUGCAACCCUGGAGGCGCGGCGGCGAUCCUCGGGCUACGAGACGCGAUGGCGGCGCUACCGACGGAUGUGACGCUCUCAGCGUUCGAACAGCACAUGGGCCACGAGCUCGGUGUCGUGCGCAUCAGCCUCGGACUCGCAAGCGACUUCCGGGACGUCUGGCGCGUCGUGCGCUUUGCAGAGAUGAUGGCGAGCUCGACUGCGCGUGCCGGACUCUGGGAGCAGUGGCUCGGGGCCAAGGGCGAGAGCCACUAAGUGAGCGGCGAGCAGUGGGACGACAUCAUGCACACACGAACUAUCGGACGGACGGACGGACGGAUGGAUGAAAAGCCUAUGUUUAUUCUGGCUGGAUUUGUAUUCCUAUGUGUACUCUGCAUGUAUCUUGCGCUGCGUGUAUUGUCCCCC